Ruditapes philippinarum (Manila clam) is the source of this 1359-nucleotide messenger RNA. RefSeq names its product dehydrogenase/reductase SDR family member 7-like. NCBI's taxonomy places the organism in Eukaryota, Metazoa, Mollusca, Bivalvia, Venerida, Veneridae. The record is from RefSeq and is a predicted model, not a curated record. The transcript is spliced from 4 exons. The coding region runs from base 150 to 608 and encodes 152 amino acids. Gene Ontology annotation, molecular function: oxidoreductase activity.
UCAAAUACAUGUAGGUUGAUAUUUUGGUGAACAAUGCAGGUCGGUCUCAGAGGGGUCUUAUUGUUGAAACAGCACUAGAGGUGGAUAGGCAAGUGUUUGACCUUGACCUACUGGCACCAAUAUCUGUUACCAAGGCAAUUCUUCCGUAUAUGAUAAAACAAGGUGGAGGUCACAUUAUGUGUACAAGUAGUGUAGCAGGAAAACUUGGUGCCCCAGGGUCAGCAAGUUACACUGCUGCUAAACAUGGAAUUCAGGGAUUUUUUGACACACUACGUAUAGAAUGUGCUCCAGACAAUAUAUCAGUAACAAUGGCAUGUCCAGGACCUGUAUUUUCUGAAGCUCUAGUACACGCCUUUACAUCAGAACCUAAUAAGAAAUUGAAUGUUGAAAUGAAGAAGUCCUGGAACAGAAUGACUGCUGAACGAUGUGCAUAUCUUAUGAGAGUGGCUGCAGCAAAUAAAUUACAUGAAGUUUGGUUGACUCCUAAUCCAGAAUUAUUUUACUGCUACCUGUUCCAGUAUGUACCAUAUUUUGCUAAAAAAAUUGCAGUAAGACUUGGUCAAGGUAGAGCCAAUAAAGUUAAAGCAGGAAUAGCUGAUUUACAUUGAAACUACAAAAACUGUUUUUAGGAUAUAUAAAUGUGAUAUUAUAUUAUAGGCUGUGAUAUGCUGCAUGUCAUAAAUGUGUUCCUUAAUUGAUACCAGAUGUGAUUUUUGUGUUCUGUAUGGAAUCUAUGUACCAUGCUAAUUAGUCUGAUUAAAAGUGUAUAAAGCUAUAUAUAUAUCUGCUGUUAAAUUAUUGUUUGAAUUUUAAAGAAUACUUCUUCCAAGAUGCUUGUAUGAAAGCUAUUAUGUAGUAAAUUGCCUUUAAAGGAAACUACACAUGCACAAAAUUAUUGCUAAACAGUUAAAAAUUCUAAUAGAAAUAGCAGAAUAUUUUGUUCCAGACAUGACCAUUUUGUUCUUUUUAUGUAAUUGUUCAUGUUGGUUAAAUAACUGAGACAUUCUAUGUUCCAACUCCCACAAGAAUCAAUCAUGAGAUUAUGGAACCAAUAAACAGUUUGUAACUUUUAAAAAUAUUUCAUAAGAUGUAGCUUUAGUCCCUUUAAAAAUUUGAAAUUACUGACUUUAGUAGUUUUUCUAUGCAUACACAUUAUUAUCUAUAGUAUGGUGACUUAGAAGGGGUGUACUUGUUCAUUUUGUUUAUAAGUGAUUAAAAUCAGGUCAUAAAAUAGUAGCACAAUCUGUGAUAUUUCAUAGAAGAAUUUAUCUGGUAGUAUUUACAUAAUAUGGCAAUAUUAUACAUGUAUAUAAAAAGAGAUUAAAAUAAAUUAAUGAAGUGCAACUGUAAUUUUUUCCG